AUGAGACCUAAUCACGGAAGGGAAUAUGCUGAACCUUUGCCAUCAAGCUUUGGCGCGAACGCAAUAGCACCUGACGAUGGGGAUGAGCCCACGAAAAAGAGGACAGGGUCGCGUGACCUGCAUGUCGACACUCAGGCAAACACCACAUCUUGCGAUAUCGACGACGUCGUCGAACAAGACAAGCCUACGAGCCAACCAGUAUCAUGGAGCGAAUUGCCUCGCAAAGACCAGCUCUUCGUCCUGAUGCUUGCUCGUCUGUCCGAACCUUUGACUCAGACCUCCCUGGGCGCAUAUCUCUACUACCAGCUCCAAUCCUUCGAUCCAUCACUCCCAGAGUCGACCAUCUCCUACCAAGCUGGCAUCAUCGGCGCAGCAUUUCCGGCGACUCAGUUCAUGACCGCCAUGCUAUGGGGACGCUUCUCAGAUGCAGAGUACGGUGGUCGAAAGAGAACGAUAUAUCUUGGGCUACUUGGCACAAUGCUUAGCAUCAUUGGCUUUGGCUUCUCGCGCAGUUUCGCCAUGGCAGUGGCCUUCAGAUGUCUUGGUGGUAUACUGAACGGCAAUGUCGGCGUGAUGAGGACCAUGAUCAGUGAGAUUAUUAAGGAAAAGAAGUACCAGAGUAGAGCUUUCUUGAUCUUGCCUAUGAUCUUCAACGUCGGCGUCUUGGUCGGACCUAUCAUGGGUGGUGUACUCGCAGACCCCUUUGCCAGCUACCCUUCCCUAUUCGGACCCAACUCAACCUUCGGCGGCAGGGAUGGGGUACAGUGGAUGAAGCGAUACCCUUACGCCCUACCCAAUCUCACGAGCGCCGUGUUCCUAUGCCUAUCAUCUUUUGCCGUUCUCUUCUUCCUUGAAGAGACAGGUGAACUUUGCAAGGACAGGCCCGACCUAGGUCUUCGCGUUGGCCGAUGGAUACGUCGGACGAUCUUUCGCCAGAACAUCGCAUCUGAAGAUGGGUACAACGCUGUACCGGAGGAUGACUUUGAGCUACAACCCACACCAACGUCGAUACAUGCACCACCGUCCGCUAGUCUUGACAAGCCGAGGAUUAUCGUUAGACAGCAGCUACCCUUCCGUCGUAUCUGGACUCGCAACCUCGUCACAACACUCUGCGCGCACGGCGUUCUUGCUAUGCACGUAGGUACCUUCAACGGCCUCUGGACUAUCCAUCUCUCUACGCCUCGCUUCGACCGUAGUCACCCAUAUCCUCCUGGUUUCACCCCUCACGGCCUAUUCUUUACCGGCGGCCUUGCUAUGCCUCCAGCGCGUAUCGGUAUAGCACUUGCUAUCAUCGGUGUCAUCGGCAUACCCUUGCAACUCUUCGUUUACCCACGAGUUGCGCAUCGUCUAGGCACCGUUGGUUGCUAUCGCAUCUUCCUCGCUCUCUUUCCGGUGAUGUACACGACAGCUCCGUUCUUGAGUCUGGUUCCCAGCUGGACGUCCCCGCCUGAUGGUGUCAGUGGACCUUGGAUCUGGAUCGCUAUUACAUGUGCUUUGUUCAUACAAGUCCUCGCUCGCACAUUCGCCCUGCCGUGUACGGCUAUACUCAUCAAUAAUGUCAGUCCACACCCGUCUGUGCUGGGUACCGUUCAUGGUAUAGGCCAGUCGGUAUCUAGUCUUACCCGGACCGUGGGGCCGAUACUUUUCUCCUGGGUAUUCGGCAGGGGGCUGGACAUGGGCAUGAUCGGACUGGCUUGGUGGUGUAUGGCUGCCGUUGCGAUAGCUGGCUGGGUGCUUGCACAGGGUGUUAAAGAAGGGAAUGGACAUGAAAUACUGCUAGAAGGGGAGAAGGAAGAGUCUGACUGA
This is a messenger RNA of Alternaria hordeiaustralica, 1806 nucleotides long. RefSeq lists its product as uncharacterized. Bases 1 to 1806 code for a protein of 601 amino acids. Gene Ontology annotation, molecular function: transmembrane transporter activity. The transcript is spliced from 2 exons. Gene Ontology annotation, biological process: transmembrane transport. The record is from RefSeq and is a predicted model, not a curated record. NCBI's taxonomy places the organism in Eukaryota, Fungi, Ascomycota, Dothideomycetes, Pleosporales, Pleosporaceae.